Messenger RNA from Mirounga angustirostris (Northern elephant seal), 9518 nucleotides. It is a transcript of the gene METTL25, whose product is annotated as methyltransferase like 25. The transcript has 10 exons. The record is from RefSeq and is a predicted model, not a curated record. Lineage: Eukaryota; Metazoa; Chordata; Mammalia; Carnivora; Phocidae. The coding region runs from base 1 to 1758 and encodes 585 amino acids.
AUGGCACACCAACCAAGUCGCCAGAAAAACGCAACGGACGCUGUUAAAAUACGUCAUGAGACAAAAGCAAUCAAUCACCCAACUAGAGUCCAGAUCGGAGUUCUAUUCAUCCGGUCUGUUAUUUGCGACCGAGUCCUCGCCUUGCGGCUACGUUUGCGCCACCUACAGCCCGGGAGGGUGAGCGUCAUGGCGGCUUCUUUCCCGCUCCCAGUGACCCAGGACCUGUUCACGUUGCGUGCCACGUUGCAGGAGCUACUGCAGUUCCUGAGGAAAGCCCUGUGCAUUUCCAACGCACAUACGGUGGACUUCUACACGGAGUCCGUGUGGGCGGAACUGGUCGACUUGCCCCCGGAGACCGUGCUGAGGGUACUGAGGAAGUCAGUGGCAGAGGCGGAGGCGCGGCCCCCGGAGGCGCGCCUCCUGGUGGAAGCUGAGAGGCGAUCAGGUAUUACCAAUUUUCCCAAAAUAUUUUGUGAGACUUCCCAGAAGCUGGUGAAUGUGGAGGCCUUUGCUCUGGCUGUGAGAUCUUAUUCUGUACCAAAUUUGGGAAUAUGUACUCCUUUUGAACAGUUGCUUACAGCCCUUCGAGGAAAUAAAAAACAGAGAACUGGUGAAAAUGUGAAACCAGAUGAAUUUAUGAAUUUGAAAAAAUCUCAUGAAGUUCAGGCUAUGUCAGAGCUGAUCAGCAGUAUUGCUGAUUACUAUGGAAUAAAGCAGGUAAUUGACCUGGGUUCUGGAAAAGGCUACCUAAGCUCUUUUUUGUCCUUGAAGUAUGGCUUAAAAGUUUAUGGAAUUGAUUCAUCAAAUACCAAUACUCAUGGAGCUGAGGAGAGAAACAGGAAAUUGAAGAAACAUUGGAAAGUGUACCAUACGCGGUCAAAAUUAGAUGUCAAUGGACUGGCAUUAAAAAUGGCAAAAGAAAGGAAAGUGCAGAAUGAAAUUAAGUAUAAAGUAGAUAUUGAGGGAAUAUGUAACAACAGUCCUGAAAAUCAAGAAAAGAUGUUUGCCUCAGGUUUUUUGCCAGAUUUUUCAGAUUCUCUAAUUUCUAACAUUAGAACACAAAUGGAAAACCUACAUGUGUAUUCACAUCGAGAAGAAAACUUGUGUUUUGAAAAUGCCUUUGCUCUUAUAGACCUUUUGCCUAUUAAUGCCAUAGAACCUGCUUCAUUCCAAACACCUAAGAGAAAAAUGUCUGAAGCAAAUAAAGAGAGAAGAAAACUGACAUCAAAGUCAAAUGAAUCAAAUAUAUAUUCACCUUUAACAUCUUUUAUCACUGCUGAUUCAGAACUACAUGAUAUUAUUAAAGAUCUGGAGGAUUGUUUGAUGGUAGGUCUACAUACUUGCGGUGAUCUUGCUCCAAAUACUCUGCGAAUAUUUACUUCCAAGUCUGAAAUCAAGGGAGUUUGCAGUGUGGGUUGUUGCUACCACCUCUUAUCUGAAGAGUUUGAAAAACCACAUAAAGAAAGUACCCAAGAAAAGUGGGGAUUUCCAAUGUGCCAGUAUUUAAAGGAAGAGAGAUGGUGCUGUGGUCGAAAUGCAAGAAUGUCAGCAUGUUUGGCAUUGGAACGAGUUGCAGUUGGCCAAGGGCUGCCUACCGAAUCACUCUUCUAUCGAGCCGUCCUUCAGGAUAUUAUUAAAGAAUGUUAUGGCAUCACCAAAUGUGAUCGGCACGUGGGUAAAAUGUAUUCAAAAUCCUCUUCCUUUCUGGACUAUGUCAGAAAGUCUCUAAAGAAGCUUGGAUUAGAUGAGUCCAAGUAAUGUCAAGAACACAAACCUCAGCAUUACUUUCACAGAUGAAGAACUAAGUUUUUACUUAAACUAAAAAUAUAUUAUCCUUUGGCAAAAACUAAACAGCAAAAAAUCCAGAAAAAAUGUUACUUAUCCUUCCUGAUAGCUUUCUCUUCCCAAGUUUGUCUUUAAUAGUAACCGUAGUAAAUGUUCCUUAAUAUGCUUAUUAUAUGACUGAUAAGAGAAAGAGAGAGCAGGGUGUGGGCAGGGAGGGUCAGAGAGAAUCUGGAGUAGACUCCCCACUGAGUAUGGAAUCUGAUGUGGGGCUCAAUCACCCCAUGCAGGGCGACCCUGAGAUGAAACCAAGAGUCAGAUGCUUAACCAACUGAGCCACCCAGGCACCUCUGACAGAAAUAUUAAUAAUAGCUAAUAGUUACUAAGCACUUGCUGUGUGGUAGUUAUUGUGCAAGAACAUCACAACAUUAUCUCAUUUACUCUUCACGGAAACACUUAUGGUAGAUUCUAUCAUUAUUCCCAAUGUAAUGAUCUAGAAAGAGAGGUGUAGAAAAAGGCAAGUCAUUUUCCCAGGGUCAAAGGGCUAGCAAGUAGUAGAGGUGGAACUUGAGCACAGAUUCAGCUAACAUCAAAACCUCAACUGUUUUUUUUUUAAUUUUUUUUUUUUUAAGAUUUUAUGUAUUUAUUUGACAGAGAGAGACACAGUGAGAGCAGAAACACAAGCAGGGGGAGUGGGAGAAGGAGAAGCAGGCUUCCCGCUGAGCAGGGAGCCUGAUGCAGGGCUCGAUCCCAGGACCCUGGGAUCAUGACCUGAGCCGAAGGCAGACGCUUAACGACUAAGCCACCCAGGCGCCCCAAAACCUCAACUGUUAACCACCACUAUACUGAGAAGUGAAAUGAAAAACAGAAAAAAAAAAAAAGACUAAUGUAGAUAAGUAUCACCAUGUAAAAUCAGUCUUAAAUUAUUCUUUGUAUUAGUUAAUAAAGGCAGUAAUAGUGCCCUACUGAUUUUCUCAUAACACUCUUUAAGCUCAUUAAGAAUAAAUAUGUCAGACAAAAUGGGUUAGAAGACAAAAAGGAACAAGAAACCCAAGCUGGAAGACUUUGGGGGAAGAAGAUACAGAACAACAUAAUAGCAACGUAACCAAUAUUUAAAAGGAUAUACUGGUGAAAGGAAGGAAACAGAUGAAUACAUGUUUUGUGGGUGGGGGAUUUAUUUGAAUUUUAAGCAAGAGGAAUUGAGAAAGUUUUAUCUGUCAGGUCAGAGUUGUUAGAAACCUAAACCAAAGUUAUGUUUUCAAUCCAAUACAGAUUCCUAAUAUUUUUCUCCCACAUUGUGAAGUAUCCAUGCUCAAAUUAAAGUUUGACAAGCUCAGUAAAAAGAGAUUUGUGUAUGGUUCUAAAUGAAAUUAAUUUUCACAUGCAAGCACUAAAAAGUAGGCACUGAAAAAUACCAAACCAUUUAAGUUUAAAAUGUUAAAUAUACCACAAUACUUGAAAGAUCCUGGACUAAAUUUAUAAUCAUUUAUUGAUAUAUAGUGGAAAGUAUGGUGAAUGCUUUGAUGUGUUUCUAAUCUUUUAAAGCAGAUCUCUUAGUAUUCAAAACUAUGUAGUAAUAAAGUGUCUAGAAAAUCUCUUAAUGUGCUCUGGAUAUAUUUUUAGUUACAAGAAAUCAUGUUAAACGUAUGGAAGUAAACAGAAAACAUUCCCAAACAAAUUAUAAUUCCAAAGGAGACCAGAGCUCCGUGUACUAGAUAUAUAAGUGGCUUAUGCGCAGCUUACAGGCUUAGUCCGUAAUUCCUAUCGUCAGUUGUGAAAGACAGCAUUGGACAUUUUCUCUUAGAGCAGGAUUUGGCAGCAGUAUUGACAUUUGGAUAAGUCUUUGUUGUGGGAGGCUGUCCUGUGCAUUGAAGGAUGUCUAGCAGCAUCCCUGAUCUCUACCCACUAAAUGUCAGCAGGAGCACCCCACUGGUAGAAAAAAAAUUAUUAAUUAAAAGAGAGAGUCUCCAGACAUUGCCAAAAAUUCCCUGGGGGGCAAAAUCCCUACUCCCCACCCCCAGUUGAGGUCCACUGUCUUCAAGCAUUUGUCAUCUCAGUGAUGCAGUUUGCAGUCAUCUAAUAUUUCCAUUAUAAACCCCAUAUGUUUUUUUAAAUGCCACUUUACAUGUUAACACCAAGAAACAUGGAGAGAGGAAGUGGGGAAGAAGCAAUGAUUCUGUUCUUAUAUUUUGAAGACUUUUUAUUCAAAACAGUCCCCUGCUGGAUCUUUCAUUUUUGUAUAGCUCUAACCACUUAUAGGCAAUAUUGUUUCAGCCCAAUAUAAAAUAUAGGUCUAUUUAAGGAGAGUGUUUAGAUUCUGUAGUAAAGUUAAGCCUAACUCUCUAACCACUGAAAAUAAUAAAUUGUGGCAGAACAGCAACUAUCUUGUAUCAGCAGGUAUACUGUUUAUAAUGAAUCAAUUUCUUAGAAUGAAACAGUUGAGUAAAAUUCUUGUAAUAUUCAGUUACUUCUUUGUAAAACAUUUUCAUAAGACUUGAAAAGUGUCUAAAAUAUUAACAUCCUAAUGAUUAGCUUUACCUAAAUGUAAAAAGAGAGAUUAGGUAUUUUCAAACUUUAUCUUCUGUCCCAAACUUGGGUAUCUCACCAAUUUCAGAAAACCUCAGUUUUCAUAAUUUCUUCAUGGUCCAUAGCAUUUUGCCUUCUUUUGUCAAUUGGUAAUUACUUUUCUGCUUUUCUGUCUCUUUCCCCUGGCUUAUACUGCAUGUAUACAAACACACAAUUGCAAACACGCACAUAUCUCCUUUGGAUUUUAAAAGCAUCAGAAUUGAUAUUAUUUGCUAGACAAAGAAUGAGCUGGAUUAUUUGUUUAUAAGAAGAGAGAAAGAAAAGCUUAUUUUCUAGAACUUGUGUGUUAUAUAAUGAAUACUGAAAUAAUUGAAAUUAAUUUCACAUAAAGUAAAAUAAAGACAAUAAAACUGAUGAUUUGAUGAGGAUGCUGUAGUGUUGAAUGGGUAGAGUUGAAAACUACUAACCUAAAACCUUAAUGGAAGUAAGUAAAAGAUAAUUUAUUUUUUUAAUGGAUAAGUUAUUUAAUUAGGUUCUUUGUGAGAAAUUUAGAACACCAAUUUGUGAGGAUAAACUCCAUUUGUGAGAGAAAACACAGUGUGUAGAUAGAUAGCCCUGAAGCUGAGGAACAGCUUUGAUUUUUGGCAGAAUUUGCAAGUCCACAGCUUUCUGAUCAGCCUUGCACUGCUGUGUGAUCUCAUAUUUCUCCUUCUCUAUGUUGAAGAUCUCACCUUUCUGAUAUGGGUUUACACAGCUUCUUCUUGAAGUAAGUAUCAAUGAGGUGUUUUGGGAUUUUCACACUGUUGAGAUCAAUUUUGGUGGAGGUGGCAAUGACAAAUUUCUGGUGUGUUCUACACAGAGAAACUCAACACAGAGAAACUCAACUGAGGGCCAGAGGCCCAGUCACAAGUAGCAAGCCACUGCUCAGUUGCUUCAGGGAAACCACCCUCUUGCCUCUGUGGUACCCAGUGAGGAUGAUCAAAAUGGUCCCAGGAGUGAUACUUGCUCACAGUUUUCUCACAUGCUGCCUGAAAGGUUUUUUACUGUGCCUCAGCACACAGUGCAUCUUUCAAGGUGCAUCUUCAGUUGGAUAAUAUCUAGGCAUUUUAUGAAGUUUAACCACUUGGGUACCACCGUUCUUGUCACCACCAACUGGUUUAGUGACAGUAGCAAGAACCUUCUCUUUUUCUUCUCAGCCCAGAGUUUAGCUGCUGAAUACUUCCUUUUGUAUAUGGUCUUUCUGGAAUACAUAACCGAUCAGGAAUAUCUGCCAAUUCCUCUGACUAGGACAGGAUUUCUCCUUCUUUGGUGUUAUAGCCUUGAGGUUACCCUUCUUAACCUUGCCACCAGGAUCAGCUUUGGUUUCAGGUUUCUUCUCAGCCUUUUUACCCACCAUCUUGCAAGAUAGGUAAGAGUAGUAAAGGAGAAAUGAAGGGGAGGAAAUCGGAGGGGGCACGAACCAUGAGAGACUGUGGACUCCAAGAAACAAACUGAGGGUUUUAGAGGGGAGGGGUGGGGGGGGAUAGGUUAGCCUGGUGAUGGGUUUUAAGGAGGGCAUGUACUGUAUGGAGCACUGGGUGUUAUACGAAAAUAGUGAGUCAUGGAUCACUACAUCAGACACUAAUGAUGUAUUGUGUGGUGACUAACAUAACAUAAUAAAAUUAAAUUUAAAAAAAGAGCAGUAAAGGAUAAUUUAGAAAAAUAUUCUUAGAUACGUUUCCAAAAUGGAACAGCAAAAGGAAAACUUUUGAGACCAAAAUGAUUUAGUUAUUCAUCAACAAACACUUACACUGAAAAAUCUCCCAUGUGUUAAGAACAGUAUAAACUCUGGGGCUACAAAGAUAAUUAAGAUAUAACCCGUUUAGAAAGAAAACAAGUAAUUAUAAUAUAGCAUGAACCUACAACAAUAGACACAUAUAUAAAAUAGGAUGGAAGCAUAGAGAAAGGAGCAACUCACUUUGCCUGUGAAGAUUUCACAAAGGAUAUGCCUUAGUUUGGUCUUGAAGGAAUGUGUAGGAGUUCAUCAAGCAGACAAGGUGGGCAAGUAGGGAGCAAAGAAUUAAUUGCAGGUGCUGGGGUGGGGUUGCUUGUGCAAAAACACACAGAUAUGAGAAACAUGAUUCUGAACUAAACACUGCUGGAGUACAAAGCCAGCAGGAAAAGCAGCAGUGAGAGAUGAGGCUAAAGGAGUGAGCACAUGUGGAGAGGCCAAGUAAACUGAUCUUUGGAUGUUAAAUCAGAGAUUUAUCAGAGCUAAGAAUAAUCACCAGGUGGUUUAAAUACAGGUGAGAGGGCAGGAAUUAUUCCACGGGAAAGCCAACAAGGGUAGAGAGCUCAUGACCUCUUCCAUGUGGUAAUAUAUCCAUAAGUGAUAUAGAUUGAAUUCCUUUAACAUUUGCAUUAUACCCAUAAGUAAAUUCUGGCUGCUUUUUGCAACCACCAUGGUAAUAAUUGAUUCACAGGAGAAUCAUCAAGGGAUUAAAACCAUUGGGUAAAACAUUUGUGGGGGAACAGGGUAUUUACACAGACUCACAGUACCUCCCACAGAUUGUUAAUUCAUUUCAAAAAGUAGAUCAGCCUUCAAAGUUAGCAUCACCAAUAAUGAACAAACUGACAUCAUCUGCCUCAUAAUGCAAUGCUUUGAAGAAGAUAUAGCAUCACGUAUGUAAUAUUCCUGCCCAAAAUGCGUAACUUGAAUCUACUCAUGAGAAAACAUCCAGGUAACUGGCCUUUUCAAAAUGUGUCAGUGUCAGAUAAUGAAGGGAACCAUCAAACAUCAAGGAAAAGGCAACCUGCAAGUGGGAGAAGAUACUCACAAAUGAUGUAUCUGAUAAGGGGUUAACAUCCAAAAUAUAUAAAGAACUCAUAAACUCAAUAUCAAAAAAACCCAAGCUGAUUAAAAAAUGGGCAGGGGACCUGAAUAGAUUUUUUUUUAGAGAAAACAUACAGAUGGUCAGCAGACAUGAAAUGAUGCUCAACAUCACUAACCAUCAGGGAAAUGCAAAUUAAAACCACAACGAGAUAUCACCUCAUACCUGUUAGAGUGGCUGUUAUCAAAAAGACAAGAAAUAAAGAGUGUUGGCUAGGACGUGGAGAAAGGGAAGCCUUGUGCACUGUUGGUAGGAAUGCAAACUGCUGCAGUUACUAUGGAAAACAAUAUGAGGUCCCUCAAAAAGUUAAAAAUAUGGGUGCCUGGGUGGCUAGGUUGGUGACUCUUGGUUUUGACUCAGGUCAUGAUCUCAUGGGUUGUGAGAUCAAGCCCCAAGUUGGGCUCUGUGCUCAGUGGGGAGUCUGGUUGAAGAUUCUCUCCUUCUGCCCCUCCCCCCACUCACACACAAGCACUCUCUCUAAAAUAAAUAAGUCUUUAAAAAAAUUAAAAAUAGAACUACCAUACAAUCCAGCAAUUCCACUUCUAGGUAUUUAUCUGGGAAAAAAAGGAAAAUGAAAACACUAAUUCAAAAAGACCUAUGCACCCCUGUGUUCAUCAUAGCAUUAUUUAUAGUAGCCAAGAUGUAGAAGCACCUAAAUGUUCAUAAAUAGAUGAAUGGAUAAAGAAGAUAUGGUAUAUAUACACAAUGGGAUAUUACUCAACCAUUAAAGAGCAUGAAAUCUUGCCAUUUGCAACAUGCAUGGACCUAGAGGGUAUUAUGAAUUUAAGUGAAAUAAGUGAAAUAACUUUUAAGUGAAAUAAGUCGGAGAAAGAUAAACACCAUAUGAUUUCACUUAUAUGUGGAAUCUAAAAAAAAAAAUGAGCAAACAAAACAGAAACAAGACUCAUAGAUACAGAGAACAAAUUGGUGGUUGCCAGAGGGAAAGGGAGCGGGAGGAUGCAGAGAAUAGUUGAAGGGAAUUAGGUGGUACAAUUUUUCAGUUAUAAAAUAUAUAAACACAGGGAUGUAAUGUAUAGCAUAGGGAAUAUGGUCAAAAAUAUAACAACUUCUUAUGGUGACAGAUGGUAACUAGACUUACUGUGGUGACCAUUUUGUAAUGUGUAUAAAUGUUAAAUUACUGUGUUGUAUACCUGAAACUAAUAGCAUAUUGUAUGUCAGUUCUUCAAUUUAAAAAAAUAUAUCAAUUUCAUGAAAGACAAAGAAGAGUUGAACUGUUCCAGAUUAAAUGUGAUUAGAGAUACUAAUGCCCCAUUCCAGAUUGGAUGCUUAAAGAAGGUGGGGGGGGGGCACCUGGGUUGCUUAUUUGGUUAAGCAUCUCCCUUUGGCUCAGGUCAUGAUCCGAGGGUCCUGGGACCGAGUCCUGCAUCAGGCUCCCUGCUCUUUGGGGAGCCUGCUUCUCUCUCUGCCCCUCCCCCACCACACUUGUUCUCGCUCUCUCUCAAAAAUAAAAAUAUUCUUAAAAAUUAAAUGUCUUUUUAAAAAGGGUGGGGAGCUAUAAAAGGCAUUGUUAGGACAAAUGGUGAAAUUUCGAUAUAGACUAUAUAAUAGAUAACAAUAUUUGAUCAAUGUUAAAUUACUAAACUUGAUUAUUGCAGUUAUGUAAGAGCAUAUCUUAUUCCUAGGAUCUACUUGCUGAAGGAUUUAGGGAUGAGUUAUGUAAGAGCAUAUCUUGUUCCUAGGAUCUACUUGCUGAAGCAUUUAGGGAUGAAGAGUCAUGACAUUUGUAAUUACUUCCAAAUGGAUCAGCAAUAAUAAUAAUAAAGAUGGAUGGAUGGUUAAAAUGAAUGUAGCAAUAUAGUAGUGAUAGGUGAAUCUAAGUAGUGCAUAUAUAAAUGUUCAUUGCACUUUUUGAAGCUUUAAUUUUUUUUAAAAAAAUUUGGAAACCUGAAACCACCAAACCCAAAGGAAGUGAACCUUACACAAAGUAAAAGCAACAAAAGUUUUUGGAGAAUUAAAAAUACAGCCUGCAUUAAUAUUGAGAAGGGUGGGAGCCAAAUAGAGAAGGUAAACCUCUUCUGGUAAAGGACAGAAAUUGUUUCAGGUCUUUUUAGAGGCCUUUACUAGACGUUCUCCUCAGAGAUACUGUGGCCCAGCCUAAGCCUGCCUAUCAGUCUGAUACAAUAAGUGUACCUUUGUGCUGCCAUUAACCUUGACACCCCUGCUGACUGUGAUUCACCUGCCAAAGCUGCUGGCUACCAACUGUGAAAAGCCACAUUUAGAGAGAUUCCCUAUCUACUAAUCAAACAUCCUUUUGCCUUAUAUAAAAUAUUAAUCAUUGUCCACAUUUUGUAAUUAUAAUUCUACAUUUUAGGAAAAUAG